This is a messenger RNA of Microtus oregoni (creeping vole), 1284 nucleotides long. RefSeq names its product fructose-1,6-bisphosphatase isozyme 2. The record is from RefSeq and is a predicted model, not a curated record. Gene Ontology annotation, cellular component: cytosol; cytoplasm. Lineage: Eukaryota; Metazoa; Chordata; Mammalia; Rodentia; Cricetidae. Bases 77 to 1099 code for a protein of 340 amino acids. The transcript is spliced from 7 exons. Gene Ontology annotation, biological process: fructose 1,6-bisphosphate metabolic process; sucrose biosynthetic process; fructose metabolic process. Gene Ontology annotation, molecular function: fructose 1,6-bisphosphate 1-phosphatase activity.
AGCGUGCAGGCUACAAGGCUGCUGCCCCAGAAAGCAAAGAUUCCUGUAAGGAGGUUUUGAGGUCUCACCUGCCACAAUGACGGACAGAAGCCCCUUUGAGACAGACAUGCUCACCCUGACCCGCUACGUUAUGGAAAAAGGGCGGCAGGCCAAAGGGACUGGGGAGCUCACACAGCUGCUCAACUCCAUGCUGACUGCCAUCAAAGCCAUCUCCUCGGCUGUGCGCAAGGCUGGCCUGGCUAACCUGUACGGAAUUGCAGGGAGCGUGAACGUGACUGGAGAUGAAGUGAAGAAACUGGACGUGUUAUCCAAUUCCCUGGUCAUCAACAUGCUCCAGUCCUCCUACAGCACCUGCGUUCUAGUCUCUGAAGAGAAUAAAGAGGCAGUCAUCACAGCCAAGGAGAAGAGGGGGAAGUAUGUGGUCUGCUUUGAUCCCCUGGAUGGAUCUUCGAACAUUGACUGCCUGGCCUCCAUUGGGACCAUAUUUGCGAUCUACAGAAAGACCACAGAGGAUGAGCCUUCUGAGAAAGACGCCCUGCAGCCUGGCCGCAAUAUUGUGGCUGCUGGUUAUGCGCUCUAUGGCAGUGCAACCCUGGUGGCUCUUUCCACAGGGCAAGGAGUGGAUCUCUUCAUGCUGGACCCGGCUCUUGGAGAAUUUGUGCUGGUGGAAAAAGACAUCAGAAUUAAGAAGAAAGGGAAAAUUUUUAGCCUCAAUGAGGGUUAUGCCAAGUAUUUUGAUGCUGCCACCACUGAGUAUGUUCAGAAGAAGAAAUUUCCUGAGGAUGGCAGUGCACCUUAUGGGGCCAGGUAUGUAGGCUCCAUGGUGGCUGACGUGCAUCGCACCCUGGUCUAUGGAGGAAUCUUUAUGUACCCAGCCAACCAGAAAAGUCCUAAGGGCAAGCUCCGGCUCCUGUAUGAAUGCAAUCCCGUGGCCUAUAUUAUCGAGCAGGCAGGAGGCAUAGCAACCACAGGCACCCAGCCUGUCCUGGAUGUGAAGCCUGAGAGUAUUCACCAGCGAGUCCCCCUCAUUUUGGGAUCCCCGGAGGAUGUGCAAGAGUACCUCGCCUGUGUGCAGAGAAACCAGGCAGGCAGGUCGUGAGCCCAAACUCAUGAGUCCACUUCUCUUGGCCUCGCACUUCGUUGUAUGAAGGGUUAGAUGAAUGAUCGACAGAGACAGAAGGAAAGGCGAACAAGCAGAGUUUGCCGGUCACUUUCAGAGCAUCACCCUGCUGCUAAGGGCAGGUUUAGAAGUCAGAGGCGAAGAUACGGCCCAAGGGCUAAAAU